Messenger RNA from Debaryomyces fabryi, 2991 nucleotides. RefSeq lists its product as uncharacterized. The record is from RefSeq and is a predicted model, not a curated record. The transcript has a single exon. Lineage: Eukaryota; Fungi; Ascomycota; Pichiomycetes; Serinales; Debaryomycetaceae. The coding region runs from base 1 to 2991 and encodes 996 amino acids. Gene Ontology annotation, molecular function: protein binding. Gene Ontology annotation, cellular component: cytoplasm. Gene Ontology annotation, biological process: positive regulation of TORC1 signaling.
AUGAGUGGAUCAAUUGUAAGGACGCUUAACUGGGAUGUUGGAUACGAGCAAAGAUUCCUUGCUGUAAAUCCAAUUGGUGAUGAGGUACUUCUUUAUCAAACUAACCAUGAGGAUCCCUUAUGCGAAUCUAAUGAUAUUAAGAAAGUUAAUAAUCGACCAGGUUUCAGCAAUAUCCAAUGCAGUGCAUAUUCAUAUUACGAUGUUGGAUUAACAAGUGUGGGCCAAAUUAAUGGUACUGUUUGCAUUUUUGAUAUUACUUCUAACAAUUCGUCAAUUUUAAAACUUCGACCUAAACAAAGUAGACCAUGCAAUUCGCUUUCGUUCAAUAAUAAAGGGAUGGUGGCAGCCGGAUUCGACAAAGGUAGACAAGAUAAUAGCUUGCAAAUAUGGAAUAUAGAGCAUUACUCAAGAAAUAGUAAUAAUGACCACAUUAAACGACCAACAUAUUCAUAUAUCCCUAAUGAAGCUAUUUUAUCAUCAACAUUUUAUCCUGAUCACGAUAGUAAUUUGUUAGCAGGUAGUUAUAAAUUUUUAAGAGAAGUUGAUUUGCGUACAGAUAUACCGACUUUUCAAAUGGCAACCAAAUGUACAUUGGGUAUAACUAUAGAUCAUUUCCAGUCACAUUUAUUCCUGUCAUUCAGUGAAGAUGGGUCAUUGGCGAUUUGGGAUAGAAGAAAAUUGCAUGGGAAUACAUCAAAAUCUAAACCUUCUCUGAGCGGCAAUGUAAUUACUGAGACACCUGUGUUGCAAUUCAACAAGUUGCUUAGUGAUUCAUCUAGGAAAAAUCAUGGUCCAUGUGUUAGAUAUUCAACUGUGAGACGGGGUGAAUUUUCAGCGGUUUUCAAUGGAGAUUUAAUUAGAAGAUGGCAUACCGGGAUAACGCCUAAAUCGAAAGAACUAGGAGAAAUGAAGCCAAAGAUGACUAAAGAAAGUAAUGUAUUACAAUCAUUGAAAAGACAGUCUUCCCAACUUUACAAACCCAACGAGGAUUCUCUUUUCGUAUCAAUGGUGUUGGAUGUCAAAACUGAUUAUGAGAGAGUAAUUUCGUUUGAUUAUUCUUCAGAUAUAUCCUCGAAUACUUCAACAAAUUUUGUUUGUAUGAGACAAUCAGGUUCAGUCUUUAGGAUGCCUGUUGUAGAAUGUAUUGAAUCCAUUGAUUUUAACUCAUAUAAUGAAUUUUCAAUUGCAGGACCAGAAGGUACCCUCACAAAGUUUUUGAAUGAUGGGAAUCUUCAAGAUGAUACGAAUAUGAAAAAAAAUAACGAAAUUUUGAGGACCAAUGAAUUAAGAGAUAUUAACCAAGAAGAUUAUUCAGAAGAAAUUGACUCUACUGUUGAUGACGAUAGUGUAGUUGCAAACUAUGGAAGAGAAGAAAAUUUGAAUAGGUACAGCAGGGAAGACGAGGAUUUUAUCCCUCUAAAUACCUUUCUUUAUACUUCAGAGGUUAUGAUGAAUGACAUAUGUAGUACUAUUCGAAGAAGGUCGUUAUUAGGUUAUGGAAUUGAUUGUGAGAAGAAUAUCAAAGUUCUAGAAAAAUUCGACAGUAUGGAUACCCAAGUAUUCUUAAAGAACACAUGGAAAUGGCUUACUUUGGCUAAGAAGUCUCUUGAUAAAGGGACAAUGAUAGCUGAAGGUUUGGACUUAGGAUAUCAAGGUGUCUUGGGGAUUUGGAAAGGUGCUACAGAAAUUAAUGAUCAAAAUAGGGUUAGAAAAGAUAUGGGUCAUAUAACAGAUCAGUUGUUUUCUCACGUUGUCAAAACGAUAGUAUCCUCAAAGGGAGAAAAGACAGCUAGUAUAAAUAUUUCAAGUAAUAGUGAGAAGAAAGCCCAAAGAAAAUUAUGUUUGAUAGUAUCAGGUUGGUAUUUGGCAGAUUCGGAGUUUGAAGAAAAAUUGAACCUUUUAAUUUCAUGGGGACAAUAUGAGAAGGCUGCAGGGUGGGCAGUUUUUCAUGGUAAUGUAGAAAAAGCAGUUGAAAUCCUAGCAUCUUCUAAAAAAGAAAGACUAAGAUUAAUGUCCACAGCGGUUGCAGGUUAUUUAGCAUACAAGAGUUCUAAUGUUAAUAGUCCAUGGAAAGACCAAUGUCGUAAAAUGGCCUCCGAGCUAGACGACCCUUACUUAAGAGCAAUUUUUGCAUUUAUAGCCGAUAAUGAUUGGUGGGAUGUUUUGGAUGAGCACUCCUUGCCUUUAAAAGAAAGACUAGGAGUUGCUCUUCGAUUCUUAUCGGAUAAAGACUUAACAGUAUAUUUAAAUAGAAUUGCUGAUACAGUCAUUGCCAAAGGUGAGUUAGAGGGGUUGAUAUUAACGGGUAUAACCCCUAAGGGGAUCGAUUUAUUGCAAUCUUAUGUUGAUAGAACUAGUGACGUGCAGACUGCAGCAUUGAUUUCGGCGUUCGGAUGUCCAAGAUAUUUUAGUGAUACACGAGUGAGUCAUUGGGCUGAUUGCUACAGAUCUUUACUCAACAGUUGGAGCAUGUUUAGUAUCAGAGCCAAAUUCGAUGUCGCCCGUACAAAACUCUCUAAGAAUAACACUGGUCUGUUAACCAUCAAACCGGCUCCAAAACAAGUAUAUCUACAAUGCAGCAAAUGUAACAAAAACCUAUCAAAGCCCAAAGCAAAUAGUCUGGGUCGCAACAAUGCAUCCUCGAAUGCUGCAGGGACCAACGCAAACAACCCGUCCGCCCUUCUAAAGCAAUUUAAUAAAAUGAAUCUUAAGAAAAUGAAACACAACUUCAAGUCAUGUCCCCAUUGUGGCGCCCCGUUACCUAGAUGUGCGGUCUGUCUACUUACUCUAGGCACACCUGUUCCUAUGGACUCAAGAGAUAGAGCGAAUGAUAACACGAUCAGUGGUAAAAUUGAAAAUAAUCUUAGAGAAUGGUUCAGUUUUUGCUUGAGCUGUAACCAUGGGUCGCAUGUAUACCAUGCAGAGGAAUGGUUCUCUAAGCAUUAUGUUUGUCCUGUUCCUGACUGUAAUUGUUGUUGUAACAGUAAAUAG